Molecule: messenger RNA, 1791 nt
Organism: Ipomoea triloba (trilobed morning glory)
Lineage: Eukaryota; Viridiplantae; Streptophyta; Magnoliopsida; Solanales; Convolvulaceae
Exons: 12
Coding region: 1-1791 (596 amino acids)
Molecular function (GO): nucleic acid binding; RNA-DNA hybrid ribonuclease activity
Source: RefSeq, a predicted model, not a curated record
AUGAGCUCAACAGCAUUGUUUUCAGAAAAGCAUAAUGCCGAGCAUAAGGAUGGAAGAUUAAAACAGUUGGCAGACCAGCCUGUUCAAUCAGAUGGAACUGCUGAGAAAUCUGAAAGAGCUAAGGCAGGAGCGGUUUUGUUGGACCCGAAUGGUGACUUUGUUGCAACAAUGAGUACUCCACUCCCAUUUUGCGACUCACCGUUAAUGGCUGAAACUCUUGCAUGUAAGGAAGCUCUUUCUUGGUUGAAGAUCAGGAACGAGGUGGCAGUUACUAUGUUCACGGAUUGCUCUUUACUCUGUGGAAAUCUUCGGUCUAAUUCUGAGAUGUUGUCGUACAUUGAAUAUCGACGCACACCACUAAACCACCAAACUCUAGAGUGCUUAUUUCAUGACUAUAAGGGAAUUUGCAUCCAUUUACAAAUUCCAAAAGAAUAUGUUCAAAAAUUCAGUACUCUUUUGAGGGAAGGAAAGGUUUAUGACGUUCAGAAUUUCAUUGUGCAUACAUCUCGCAUGAGGUUUAAGACAUGCGAGCACAAAUACAUCCUUAAAGCAAACAAUGAUACGGUGAUCAGUUUUUCGGAUCAAGAUGAUUCCAUCUUUCCGAAAAACAUGUUUCAAUUUAAGGAUUUUGGAUCCUUAAAGGCUACAGGAGGUGUUGAUUGUAACCAGUUAAUUGAUUUGAUUGGUCGUGUCGUUUUCAUUCAUCAGCCAAAAGAUAUUCAAGUUAAACAAAAUUCCCAAAGGUUGAUUGAUUUUGUUAUUGAGGAUUGUAGGAAUGCACGUUUGGAAAGUCGAUUGACCAUAACCUUAUGGAACGAGCAUGUGGAUUCCGUUUUGCCCUUUUUUAAUGUUGCUUUAACAGACCCAUUGAUUGUUAUACUACAAUUAUGUAGAGCUAGGGUCACUGAUGAUGAUGAGAUUAGGAUUUCCAGUUCGUAUACUGCAACUAGGGUUUUGUUCAACUAUGAAUGCCCCGAGGUUUUUGCAUUCAAGGAUAGUUUGCCUAGGUUCUUGACUCCAAUACGGAGUAUAAGCUUAAGAUCUAGAAACACGGGAUCCGGAUCGUUGGAAACUAUGUCAAAUGAGAAUAUCACAGUGACUUCUUUAAUGGAUAUUUAUGAUGAUAAAAAGAUAGGAGAAUUUUGGGUCAUUGGAGAAAUUUCAAAUAUUCAACGCGAUUGGUACUUCAUUGCAUGUGCGAAUAAGGGUUGUGGGAAGAAACUUCAAGAAAUUAAUGAUCAAAUGUAUUGUAAGUCAUGUGACCAACAGAGUCCUGACGAAAUAAUCAAGUAUAAAUUGGUUAUUGAUAUACUUGAUGAUGAGCAAGAUGGACAACUAAUUCUUUGGGAUAAUUUGUGUUCGCCUCUAUUAGGGAUCACUGCUAGCGAGUUAAAGGGGAAAUAUUCUGAGGAAGGUUGUAUGCCCAAUGAGAUUGAGGGAUUAAUUGGAAAGACCAUGAAGUUCAUGAUAGUUACAAGAGAGGAUCAAUUUAAGUACAGAGGAAAUGCUGUUUUUACUGUUUUAGGAGUGCAAGCUGACGAAGCAAUAAGCAAUUCUUUCAAAAAGGGAGAACAUGGCAGUGUGAUUAGGAAGCUUGCUAAGGAAAAAGAAUUCAAUGAAAAUUUUGCACAAGGCAUUGAAACACUAGAAGUUAUACCUUCGUCUAAUCCAAAAGUAAUCAUUCUUGAUGAAAGCACUCCUGACCAGCAAUCUUUGAAGAGAAUAAACAUGGAUUGUUCAUCAUCUUCAAAGACUUUGAAAAAGCCUAAGAAUGAGCCCAACCCAUGCUAG